This is a messenger RNA of Rubroshorea leprosula, 1065 nucleotides long. The record is from the annotation of a GenBank genome assembly. Lineage: Eukaryota; Viridiplantae; Streptophyta; Magnoliopsida; Malvales; Dipterocarpaceae.
AAGGUAAAGACUAAAGAAACUCUCAGAUCUCUGCAAUGCACUGUGAGAAAGAAGAAGAGAAGAGGUUCAAUGGGUCAAAUUUUCUCUAUUUUUUUGUCUAUUUUUAGAGUUAGAGAAGACAGAAAUGAUCACUGCCUGCCCACCUCUCUUGAAUCUUUACUGUUAGAUGGAGGAGGAGAUGACAAUCCCUGCUUGGAUAUUGUCAUUCACUCAAACAUUAGCACGGAAUUGCAACAAGAUGUGGAAGAAAACAAGCAGGAUUCUAUACACACGCAGGAUUUAGACUCUAUAGUUGAGAUACAAGAAAAAGAUGGGGAUGGGAAGAGGGAAGAAGAUAGGUGGAUACAGCACUAUUGCAGUUCCCAGAAGAUGUUGUUGGUUGGUGAAGGAGAUUUUUCAUUCUCUGCUAGUUUGGCAAAGGCUUUUGGUUCAGCCAGCAACAUGAUAGCUACUUCUCUCGACUCCAGAGUUGACGCAACUGAAAUGGCAAAUCAUUCCUCACUUGAAGGCAUAAAAUUUGAUCGAAUCGUUUACAACUUUCCUCAUGCUGGUUUUUUUGCCAAUGAAACAAGUGAAUCACAGAAAAGCCGGCAUCAGAUGCUGAUAUCGUUGUUUUUCAAGAAUGCUGCACAGAUGAUACAUGGGGAUGGAGAAGUUCAUGUUACACAUAAAUCACGUGGCUUCUUUCUUGAUUGGAAUUUAAAACAUCUAGCCUCCACUGCUAGGUUACAGCUCAUGGAAGAGGUGCCCUUUAAUUUCACUGAUUAUGAGGGCUACCACACCAAGUAUGGCUUUGGUGGUGACAAGAAUUUCAACUGCAAUCCCUGCAAAACUUACAAAUUUAGACUCCAGCCACCAGAAUCUCCAACAGCAUCAUCCACAACCACAACCACUGUUAAUGCUCACCAUAAAAUGGCAUUUGCAAUUUAACUUUAAGUCAGUGCUUGGUUGUCUUUCUUGUUAGUAUAGUUCCUUUAAUCCAGGAACCAUGCCUCUAGAUAUUUUAUAUAUGCAAAGGGUUUGAUGGAUUAGGUGGAGUUGUAAGAACAAACAUCACUUAAUGUU